AUGCCUGCACCCACCACGGUCAACAAUAUCAGCGGCGCGUCGCGGAAGCGCAGUCGACGCGAAGAGGCUGCUGCCUCCGACGACGACGCCGACGAGGAUGAGCUCGUGGAUGUUCGCCAGGCAAGCUCCCAGUUGCGUAGUGAGCCACAGAGGAAACGUGCCCGUGUCUCGGAGCCAUCCAGCGCCCACAAGAAGGCUGCACAGCCCAGGGUUGGAGGUAGAGCCAUCCGCGAACUUUCGGAUGCGUCCAGUGAGGAGGACCGCGAUGUCCCGAUGGAGGAGGCUGCGGAUCGCUACGAUGAACCAGCGGCUACGCAAUACGAGAUCAUGCGAGACGCAGGCUUCAAGCACCUGGAACAUGCCGAUGAGGAUGACCGACGCGCCACCCAGAGGCUGCAGCAGAAGAGCCUGGCUCGUCGAAGCAACCGCCCCGGGGACCUUAACCACGCGGCUGAGAACGGUAUCCUCGAGAGCAUCGACUGCAUCAACUUCAUGUGCCAUAAGAGGCUACACGUCGAGCUUGGUCCACUCCUCAACUUCAUUGUUGGUGAGAACGGCAGCGGCAAGAGCGCCGUCCUCACCGCCAUCACCCUCUGCCUCGGCGCCAAGGCGAGCUCCACGAACCGUGGCGGAAGCUUGAAAAAUUUCAUCAAGGAAGGAGCAGACAGCUCCGUGUUGAUUGUGAAGAUCAAGAACCAGGGCCAUGAUGCAUAUCAACGCGAUACGUACGGCGACUCCAUCAUCGUCGAACGACACUUCAAUCGCAACGGUAGCAGCGGCUUCCGCCUCAAAUCCCAGACGGGCAAGACCGUAUCAGACAAGAAGUCUGAGGUGGAGCAGAUCGUUGAAUACUAUUGUCUUCAGGUCGACAACCCAUUGAACAUUCUUUCCCAGGACAACGCGCGGCAGUUCUUGAACCAGGCAUCUGCCAAGCAAAAAUACAAGUUCUUCCUUCAAGGCGUCCAACUGCAACAGCUUGAUGACGAUUAUCGCGUCAUUGAAGAGUACGCGACCUCAAACGAACACAAGGAGGGUGACCUCGAGACCAAGCUUGACCACGCGCAAAAGGAGUAUGACAAGUCAAGAAGGGAGUACGAGAUCUAUUUGCAAGCCGAGGGCAUGCGCAGCGAGGCACGGCUGCUAUCUCAGAAGGCAAUCUGGGCCCAGGUGGUCGAAGCCGAGCGCGAGACUGAGCGGAAUGAACAGAGAAUUGCCCAAGCCGACGGGCAGGCCGCGGACGCACAGCAUGUGCUCACGCAGAGGACCCAGGAGCUAGAGGUCGUCGAUGAUCGGGUUACACAGGCGCAGGAAGCUCUGAGGGGCACCAGGGAAGAUGAGGAGCUCCUGAAAGGCAACGUGGAAAAAGCCCAACAGAACUAUGAUGAUGCUCAUAAGGACCUCCAGAAAAUCCACAAUGAUGAGCGUGAUGCACGCUCUCGCGGACAAGUCGCAUUGAAUAGCGUCAAGGAGUAUGAGAAGAAAAUACAGGAGGAAGAACAACGACUGCAGGACCUGAACGGCGACGCACAUUCUCGGAAAAUCGAAGAAUUGGAGGCGGCCCAGGCCAGGUACCAAGAAGUCGAGACGGAGUCCGAGAAUGCGAGACAGAGCGUUCCUGGUAUCAACCAGACCCUAGCGGCCGCAAACAAGGAGUUCCAAACCAUCGACAAGUUCAUCGAACAGAAGCGAGGCGAUAUCAAAGCGACCCAGAACAGGAUCAAGGAGCUAGAGCGAGGUCAAGGAUCGCCGUACGAUGCAUAUGAACAACAAGUGCCGAAUCUGCUCAGGAUGAUCGAACACGACGCGGGGUUUGAUCACAAGCCUAUAGGACCCAUCGGUGCACACGUUCAGGUCAAGAAGCCCGUCUGGUCACCAAUCUUGGAGAGGACAUUCGGAGAGACGCUGAACGGCUUCAUUGUCACGAGCAAGCGCGACCAACAGCGGCUCAGAGACAUGAUGAAGGGUUUGCAGCUGACCAGGUGCCCCAUCUUCAUCGCCAACAACAGACCGAUCGACACCUCGAGGACAGAGCCUGACGAGAACUUUGACACUAUUUUACGAAUCCUCAAGGUUGACAACCCACUCAUUCGAUCCCAACUCAUCAUCAAUCACCGUAUUGAACAAACCAUACUUGUCGAGACAAAGCAAGAUGCCGAUCGCAUCAUGGUGGUUGGCGCUGCGCCGCCACGCAACGUCGCUGCCUGCAUUCACCUCUUCAAGGAGAGGGGAUUCGGAUGGGGUGUGCGUGUUGUUGCUACGGCAAACAGGAUCAACUCCUCCCCAAUUCGCCCUCCAGACCGAAACCAGAAGCCUCGUCUGCGGAGUGACUUGCUCCAAGAGACAUCUGUUCAGAACGAGAAAAUGAAGCAUCUUGAGUCGGAGCUGAGUGAACUCGCGAAUCAGAAGCGGGAGCAGCAGCAGCAAAUCCAGCAGUGCCGGCGAGAAUUAGCAGAAGCUAAGAAGACCGUGGAGCAGAACAAACAGAGGUCGCGGGAGAUCAAGGUAGAAAUCGACGAAAUCCAACAGGACCUUGACUCCUUUGACGGAGCGGAUGGGCGGCUAGAGAUACUUCGCGAGGACCUGAACAAAUCUCAAGAUGACUACGAAUUCCACGGCGGUCAAUACGGCGCUCUUACCCUGAGAAAGACGGAGCAGAAUGGCCGGGUGGAGGAACUCAAGACAGUCCUGAAGAACGAGAAAAAGAGCCUGAAGGAAUUUGAGGCGAGACUGAAGAAGGCCGAGGACAAAGUCAAGAGGUGCACCGACUCACGCAGCAUCUCGGUGCAGAAGAAAAACGAGGCCCAUGACAAUCUACAAAUGGCGCAAAACGAGAAGAGGAGGCUGGAAGGCAAGCGACCGAGACUGGAGGAAACAGUCCGCGAGUAUACCGCGGCAGCAGCAUCGGCGUGUCCCCAGCGGGUCCACGUAGGCGAGGGCGAGACUUACGAAGCCUUGCUGACCAAGUACGAGUCUUUGACGAGGACCCUGAAAGAGCGCGAGCGCAGGCGCGGUACGACCGACGACCAGGUGAUACAUCGAGCGAACAUGGCCAAGGCAGAUCUGGAGCAACUCAAGAAGGAGAUCGAGCUGGUCAGGUCGGCCAACCAGGGAUUCAAAGCCCUCCUCGGCAAUCGGCUGGAGAAGUGGAGGAUGUUCCAACGCUACAUCUCUUCGAAUUCCCGCGCCAACUUCAUGUUCUUGCUCAGCGAGCGUGAUUUUAGGGGCAGGCUCAUUCUGAACCACGAGGCCCACACUCUCGAGGUACAGGUCGAGCCUGAUAAAACCCGCAAGAAUGCUGCCGCUCGCAACACCAAAACGUUGUCCGGGGGCGAGAAGUCUUUCUCGUCAAUCUGCUUGCUGCUCGCGAUAUGGGAAGCCAUGGGCUCCCCCCUCCGCUGUCUGGACGAGUUCGACGUCUUCAUGGACAAUGUCAACCGUGCCAUCAGCACGAACAUGCUGAUUUCCGCUGCGCGCAGUUCGAUUAGUCGACAGUACAUACUGAUCACGCCCAACGCCAUCGAGGGGCGGGCGAGUUUGGACAGGGACGUGAAAGUCACCAGAUUGACCGACCCUCGUCAAAGGCGACUUGCAGACCCUUAG
Molecule: messenger RNA, 3600 nt
Organism: Diaporthe citri
Lineage: Eukaryota; Fungi; Ascomycota; Sordariomycetes; Diaporthales; Diaporthaceae
Exons: 4
Coding region: 1-3600 (1199 amino acids)
Biological process (GO): double-strand break repair via homologous recombination
Cellular component (GO): nucleus; site of double-strand break; Smc5-Smc6 complex
Molecular function (GO): damaged DNA binding; single-stranded DNA binding
Source: RefSeq, a predicted model, not a curated record